This is a messenger RNA of Acanthosepion pharaonis, 1470 nucleotides long. The record is from the annotation of a GenBank genome assembly. Lineage: Eukaryota; Metazoa; Mollusca; Cephalopoda; Sepiida; Sepiidae.
AUGUCAGGUCUUGUUUGUCGAUCACAUUCAUGUCCGGUCUUAGCCUCGUCCGUGUUCCUCUCUGCCCAAGAUUUCACGAUUUCUCUUUUUUCAUUUUCCCAUUUUCCUUCUCUUUUUCCCUCCAAUGCUCUUUCUUCUCUCUCCCUCCCUAUUCCUCUUCCCUUUGUUUUCCCUAUUCCUCUUCCCUUUGUUUUCCCUAUUCCUCUUCCCUUUGUUUUCCCUAUUCCUCUUCCCUUUGUUUUCCCUAUUCCUCUUCCCUUUGUUUUCCCUAUUGCUCUUCCCUUUCUUUUCCCUAUUGCUCUUCCCUUUCUUUUCCUCAUUGUUCUUCCCACUUUUUCCUAUUUCUUUUCUUUCUUUAUUCCUAUUUCUUUUCCUAAUUUUUUUCCGAUUUCUUUUCCUUCUUUUUUUUUCGAUUUCUUUUCCUUCUUUUUUUUUCGAUUUCUUUUCCUUCUUUUUUUUUCGAUUUCUUUUCCUUCUUUUUUUUCCGAUUUCUUUUCCUUCUUUUUUUUUUCGAUUUCUUUUCCUUCUUUUUCCGAUUUCUUUUCCUUCUUUUUUUUCCGAUUUCUUUUCCUUCUUUUUUUCCGAUUUCUUUUCCUUCAUUUUUUGGAUUUCUUUUCCUCCUUCUUUUUUUCCGAUUUCUUUUCCUUUUUUUUUUUUUUCCGAUUUCUUUUUUUCUUCUUUUUCCGAUUUUUCUUUUCCUUUUUUUUUUUCCGAUUUCUUUUCCUUCUUUUUUUUCCGAUUUCUUUUCCUUCUUUUUUUUUCCGAUUUCUUUUCCUUCUUUUUUUUCGAUUUCUUUUCCUUCUUUUUUUCCGAUUUCUUUUCCUUCUUUUUUUUUCCGAUUUCUUUUCCUUCUUUUUUUUUCCGAUUUCUUUUCCGUCUUUUUUUUCCGAUUUCUUUUCCGUCUUUUGUUCCGAUUUCUUUUCCGUCUUUUGUUCCGAUUUCUUUUCCGUCUUUUGUUCCGAUUUCUUUUUUCCUUCUUUUGUUCCGAUUUCUUUUUUCCUUCUUUUGUUCCGAUUUCUUUUUUCCUUCUUUUGUUCCGAUUUCUUUUCCGUCUUUUGUUCCGAUUUCUUUUUUCCUUCUUUUGUUCUUUUUUCCAAUUUCUUUUCUCUUUUUUUUGCGAUUUCUUUUCUCUCUUUUUUUCCGAUUUCUUUUCCUUCUUUUUUUCUUUUUUCCGAUUUCUUUUUUUCUUUUUCUUUCUUUUCCUUUUUUUCCGAUGACUUUUGCUUCUUUUUUUUCCGAUUUCUUUGUUUCACUUUCCCACUUCUUUUCUUUUCCAUGUGUUCUUCUCUUUUUUGUAUUUUUCCAUUUCCUUUCGUUCUUUUUCCACAUAUAUAUUGCUUCACUUUUAUCCCAUUUCUUUUGUUUGCUUUUUCUCCAUUGCUGUUGUUUCGCUUUUUCUCCCUUUCUUUUUGCCUCUUUUCACUUUUCUUAUUGUCUUUCCUUUCAAUCCGUCUUCAUCCCUUCACUUAA